Messenger RNA from Rhineura floridana, 10707 nucleotides. It is a transcript of the gene SMAD9, whose product is annotated as SMAD family member 9. The coding region runs from base 639 to 2039 and encodes 466 amino acids. NCBI's taxonomy places the organism in Eukaryota, Metazoa, Chordata, Lepidosauria, Squamata, Rhineuridae. The record is from RefSeq and is a predicted model, not a curated record. Gene Ontology annotation, cellular component: heteromeric SMAD protein complex. The transcript is spliced from 7 exons. Gene Ontology annotation, molecular function: RNA polymerase II cis-regulatory region sequence-specific DNA binding; I-SMAD binding; DNA-binding transcription factor activity, RNA polymerase II-specific. Gene Ontology annotation, biological process: cell differentiation; SMAD protein signal transduction; regulation of transcription by RNA polymerase II.
AACGAAACUGCCCACUUCUGUUCCUCGGAGUCAGACGAGCAGGGAGGGUCGUUCCCCUCCCGUUGCCACCAACCUUGCUCUCCCCCUCUCUUCUCCCGCCUUCGCCUCGCGGGCCGGAGGGGGUUUAGAGGCGCGCGCGCUCCCGGGCAAGCCAGACUCCGUCAGUCAGCCAGCAAGUCAGAAGGGAUUCUUGGCCCUGUUCCAGGUCGGCGCACUAAUACAAGCACAGAGGCUCCCGCCUGACUGACGCCGGCUGAGGCUGGCUGCUUGCUUGCUGCUGCUGCUCUUGCUCUGGCCCCUGUCGCCGCCGGGUUACUGCAGCCGCGUCCCUUUCCAUGUUGCUUUGAAAAAAAGCGUGAGUGACUCGCUCCAGAGAAGUUGUGGCAGCAGCAGGCGCAGCCAGCAGGGAGACGGUGGGCAGGGGAGGCAGAAGAGACAUUCGCCCCACGGGCAGAAUUGUUCAAUAUUUGAAAACACACGAAAAAUUUAUAAUGCCCAGGAUAUGCGUGGAGCAGCGUGAUUUUGAAGGCAGCUUCCCUCCCAGGCCUUGUUAAAAGAAAAGAAAAAAAGAAAAGAGGCAUACAGAGAAAAAUAACUGGGAUCUUGCUUUGCAAUCAUACAUAUUAUCUCUGAUUCAUAUGCACUCCAGCACCCCUAUCAGUUCUUUAUUCUCCUUCACCAGCCCAGCUGUGAAGAGACUGCUGGGCUGGAAGCAAGGAGAUGAAGAGGAAAAGUGGGCAGAAAAAGCUGUUGACUCCUUAGUAAAGAAGCUGAAGAAAAAGAAGGGAGCCAUGGAGGAACUGGAGAGGGCGCUCAGCUGCCCUGGGCAGCCCAGUAAAUGUGUUACAAUCCCACGCUCUUUGGAUGGAAGAUUACAAGUGUCUCAUCGUAAAGGUCUGCCACACGUCAUUUACUGCAGAGUGUGGCGGUGGCCUGAUCUACAGUCUCACCAUGAAUUAAAACCACUGGAAUGCUGUGAGUUCCCAUUUGCCUCAAAACAGAAAGAAGUGUGCAUUAAUCCUUACCAUUAUCGACGUGUGGAAACCCCAGUGUUGCCUCCAGUUCUGGUUCCAAGACAUAGUGAAUUCAACCCACACCUCAGCCUCCUUGCCAAAUUCCGGAAUACAUCUCUUCACAGUGAGCCACUAAUGCCUCACAAUGCAACCUACCCUGAUUCUUUCCAUCAACCUCCCUGCACCCCUUUCCCAGCAUCGCCCAACAUGUUCUCUCAGUCACCUAGCAGCAUGAGCUACCCUGACUCACCUGGAAGUUCCUCUGCACCAGGAAGUCCUUAUCAGCUCACAGUUGAAACGCCACCUCCACCUUACAAUGCAAGAGAAACACCCAGAAACCACAAUGGACGCCCUGUACAUGCAACCUCAGAAAAUCAGUUAGUGCUAUCAUUGCCCAAUGGAGACUUCCGACCUGUUUGCUAUGAGGAGCCACAGCACUGGUGUUCAGUAGCGUACUAUGAACUCAAUAAUCGAGUAGGAGAGACUUUCCAGGCCUCUUCUCGAAGUAUACUUAUAGAUGGCUUUACAGAUCCUUCAAACAAUAAGAACAGAUUCUGCCUUGGACUGCUGUCUAAUGUAAACAGGAACUCUACUAUAGAAAACACCAGGAGACACAUUGGAAAGGGUGUUCACCUGUAUUAUGUUGGGGGAGAGGUAUAUGCAGAAUGUGUGAGCGACAGCAGCAUUUUUGUACAGAGCCGCAACUGUAACUAUCAGCAUGGCUUUCACCCAGCUACUGUUUGCAAGAUUCCCAGUGGCUGCAGCUUGAAGAUUUUCAACAACCAGCUCUUUGCCCAGUUGCUUGCCCAGUCAGUUAACCAUGGCUUUGAGGUUGUGUAUGAGCUAACCAAGAUGUGUACCAUCCGGAUGAGCUUUGUUAAAGGCUGGGGAGCAGAGUAUCAUCGGCAAGAUGUUACGAGUACUCCGUGCUGGAUUGAGAUCCACCUGCAUGGACCAUUGCAAUGGCUAGACAAGGUGCUGACGCAAAUGGGUUCCCCUCAUAACCCGAUCUCCUCAGUUUCUUAAGAAUCCUGUCUACAACCUACCUAUGGGAUGAACGCUAUUGCAGGCAGUGGUUUGUAGAACUUUCUCACAUUUUAGCCAACCUAAAUUUCUGUAUGUAGCUGUAAAUGUAUGAAUGUUUAUAUAUAUAUAGUAUAUUACCAGUGGAAUUUUCUCAUGCUAUGUUUUAUGUUUAUUAGCUAAUAAGAUGAUAAUAUGGUCCACUGUGUUGCUGUCAGAUGACAAAAGAUACAGACAUUUGGGUUUAGCAAGCCAGUUUGUGGGAAUGAAAUAAGACGUGUUAUUUGUACUCUAUAAAUAAAAUAAAAUAAUUUUAAAAAAUAGAAUAAAAUUAUGCACUAAGAAAAGUUCUACAACCUAUAUGUAUUUGGCAAAUCAAGCAAAGUUGACGUGUAGAGCCUUGCUAGAAUAGAUCAAGGUCCUUCUAGUCAAGCAGCCAACAAGUUGCCUCUCGAAGCUCACGAGCUGGGUAGGACAGCUUUGAAAUAUCUUCUGUUUUGUUCCUGGCAUGCAGUACUCAGCACAGAAUAUAUUGCUUCUGAUCACAAAGGUUCCAUUUAUUUAUCACAGAUAAAUAGCAUCUAUAGGCCUGCCCUCUAUUAAAUGGUCUAUUGUUUUUCCUUAUUUGGGGUAAUUUAUUGCACCUCUGUCAGUCAUGGGAAAGGAACAAAGUUAUGCUUGGCAAUGAAACUCAACCCUUUCAUCAGAGAAAUUGUGCUGAUUCUUCACACAAAUAUCGCAUACAUACAAACAUACACACCAUUGCUGAAUUUUCACCAUAUUGCAUCCAUGUCAUUUCAAACCUUGAUUUAAAAUUUGCCUUUGAAAAAGAAAUCUGAUGCUGGAACUAUUAAACAGAUGGCUGCUACUUGCACAUUUAAUUUCUACCUCCUGCUCCAUUGUUUUCAAGUUGUGUAUUAUGCUUAUCUUUAUUUCGUUAAUAAGAUGGUAGUAUGAUCUGUAAUUUCCAGAACAACUUAACCUAUGUCCUGAUAUUAUAGCAUUGUGCAUUUUCCCUGUGCUACCCUGCAUCAUUCACGGACAGAAAGGAGGAGGGAAGGGACAAGGCACCUACUGCUAAAAAUAGUAAAUGUUUUUAAUUCCUCCCUCUGCAAUGUUAUCUAGGACAACUUUCCUAUGCCCUUCUAUUAAGACAUUGUGCAACGCCUCAACUCCCAAUUCAUUCAAUAGUGUGUAUGUGCAGUGGGGACAUGCACCAUCUUGACAUCAGGACAUAAGUAUUUGGUGCCAGAUGUGAAGGUUCUAGACAUUUAAAUGUCCUAGAUAUUUUUGGCAGCAGCUUCUUGUUUAAUGGAAUAUGUAGUUCCAUCCUUCAUGUAUUUUUUAAGCAAAAAUACCUAGUUUUGUAUUUGUACCAUGUGACCAUGGAAUAUACACAGCCCUGAGUAAACUGUGGGAACGGCUGUAGUUCAGUGAUGGAACAACUGCUUUGCCUGCAGAAAGUCCCAGGUGCAAUCCCCAGCAUCUCCAGGUAGGGCUGGGAGAAAGCCCUGCCUGAAACCCUGGAGAGUAGCUAUAAGUCUGAGCAGAUGAUAGUCUACUAGAUGGACCAGUGGUUUGACUCUGUGUAAGGCAACUUCCUAUGCUCCUUCCCUGCCUUUGCAGUGAUAGAAACUAUCUUGUAGCCAUUGUACAGAAGUGGCAGUGCACAGGCUCAGGAGAAAAAGUCCUCUGUUGGUAUAAUAACAAAACAUGAGGGCAUUUGCUUGGCUCCAGCAGAGACAAGGAAGAGGCGAAUCACCUGAUAGCUACUUAGCAGGUGAUAGCUUAGAAGGCUUUCAGUGGAAAGGAAGAGGCUUGAAGGUUAUUGAUGGUUGGUUACCAGACACGGUGACUGUAUAUUUCCUCCAGUAAGAGGCAGUGUGUCUCUGAAUAUCCGUUGUUGGAGAACAACAGUAGGAGAUGGCUAGUGCCCUCAUGUUCUGCUUGUGAGCUUCCUAUAGGUUUGUGACUAGGCACUGUGGAAAGCAGGAUGCUGGACUAGGCCAGCCUUUGGUCUGAUGCAGCAGGGCUCUCCUUAUGUUUUUAAGGAAGAAUGCCUCCAUUGUAGGAGUCAGAGCCAAAAAGGCUUUGCUGCAGCAGUAGGCAGCAUUGCUUGUGCCACUGCAACUACAGAAUCUGUAAGAAGAGGCUGCUGUGGGUGAAUCACAUAAACAGCCCAUUUUAAUCUCAUUCAGCACCCAGCAGAAUAAUAACAGAUUGUUCUUGCUUUUGGGGGUCAGCAACUGGAUCUAUCUGACCAAAUAUGGCCUUUUAAAGGAUGCUAAUGUCUCAAUCACCACCCCCAUGAGUUGCUAACCUAGAGGCAAAAUAUGUGUGGAGAAAAUGGUGUCAAAAUGUGAUAGUAGAACACUUGAGAGAGUAAGUUUUAGGAUAAUCUCUCACAGUUUACUUCCCAGAGUAAUUCUCUAGGACAGGGAUAGGGAUCUCUGGCUUUCCAGAUGUUGCUAUACUUCAGCUCCUACUAUUCCUGAUAAUUAGCCAUGCAGGCUGGGACUGAUGGGCAAUGGAGUCCAACAGAAUCUGAAGGGCCAUAGGUUUCCCAUUCCUGCUUUAAGUAAACCAAUUGCUAAACCAAGUUCUGGGCUCCUUCUGGGAGGAUGGGCAGGAUAUUAAAUAAAUAAAAUAAAACAAGUUUUGGUUCAUCUUUCUGCAAAGGAAGAAUCUGAGUCAUCAGGAGGAUACAUUUCUCAUAUCUUACAUGGAUUUCUGCUGGAGUGUUCAAGAUUUGACAUGAGGAAACCAUAGAGCAUUUUUGGGCAGCACAGUUAUCUCAUACUCAGCCUGUUACUCAUAUAAGCCUCAGCAUAUAGUUCUAGUACCAUCAACAAUGUCAGUGUCAAAAUAUUUCAAUUUUUAAAUUGUUUUUAGAAUGAACCAAAAAUAAUUAAAAAUUACUUCCAGAGGUAGCCUUGCUAGUCUGUUUUGUAGCAAAAACAAUGAGUCGUGUAGCACCUUCAAGACUAGCACAUUUAUUAUGCCAUAAAUUUGUGUGGACUAGAAUCCACUAUAUCAGAUAGCUUAACAUGCUACUUUCAAUUGGGAUGUGUGAAUUAUAAAGAGGUUAAAUGAUAAUAAAAUGCAAAAGUACAGUUUUAUGUUGUAAUUGAGAGUGGGGCAGAAAGUAUAUUGGGAUCUCUAUUGGGAUCUACUGAUAGAGAUGUUUGUGUGAUCUGCAGUAGAUCAAGGGUUUCUGACUCCCAGUUGUAUUAAUAGCAACAAGAAAACAAUUUUACCCACUUAAAUAAGGCUGCUGAAAUGAAGAAAGCUAAUCGGGUGGAUUUUUGUGUGAAAGGAGUGUGAAUUCAUUUCAUUUCAGGUACUGAAAACACAUUUCUUGCCUCAGAAUGUAUUCAGUGGCAUCCUGUGUCUUUUGCACCUGGCUUUGGUUGGUAGAUCUUGGGGUUGUAGAAAACAUUAGAUCUAACAAACCUGAAGUCUGGUCACACAUGUGCUAAUUCAUUGUCACUAACUAUUUUUUGCAUUUCUGUUGCCAAUUAACUCCAGCUUUCUGGAACAGAUUUUUAUUAUUAUUGCCACAAACUUGUGUCUCUGCUGCUUAUUGGGACUUUGGAUGAACAGGAGAACAAGAUAUCAAACUGUAGCCAAGUAGAAAAAUAGAUAAGGACAAGAUUUAAUUCUACCUCAUGAGUGCGCCUCAUUAACAUUACAUCUCCAGAUAGGACAAGUUAUUCCUGAGAUUGCUAGUCCCCGCCCCCAAAGAUUUGUGCCUAUAUAAAGACGUUUGUAAAAUGGCACAAGCCAUUUUUCUUCAAAAGAUAAAAUGUCAUACUUUGCUGUAUUUGAUCCAAACAUGGUAGGUUUUUUUUCACUCUCUCUCACCUAACAAUAUCUAGGCUACCUAUUUCAGUCUUAUUAGUACAGGAAAUGUUUUUUGAAAUCUUUCACAUACCUUCUGUGUUAAGAAUCAAACACAUGCUCUUUUUGCACCUUCCAGAGGCUGUGUAGCACAUGAUGACAGUGAUAAUUAGGAGCACAGAUGCUGCAAUUUCAGCAAACUGACAACAUCCUUAAUUUCCGAUCUUUCUAAUAUUGGAUAGCUAAUUACUGGUACUAUUAAAUCAUCUGCAGCUUCUCAGUCAAGAGCUCUAUUCAGCCACCAAGAGCAGAAAUAACAGAGCACAUAGAAAUGAACAAUGAUUACUGCAACAGCAGUUGGAAAAAAAAACACAAGACCAUUUCCUUCAAUAUUCAAUUGAGGCUCCCUGUAUAAAAAAAACCCCUUUAAAUAGUUUUUGUACCCGAAACUUUUCUUGUAGUUAUCAACUAGUAUUAAAGUCUUUAAAUGUACUCAUAAAUAUGUCAUCCUUUGAGAUGUGCUGUCCGAAAGAUUUAAAAACUUUGAUGGCCCUUUUAAGGAAAAGACAUGUUUUAAAGGUAGUUUAAUUCAAAGCACAUUCAAGCUUCUUGUGGACAAUCUUUGUCAUUGGAGAGUUGUGUGUUUUGAGUCUCCCUGUCAUUUCCCCUGAAAUGAUCUAUAAAAUAAUUCUCAUAGGAAAGUGAUGCUACCAGUAUUUUAUUGAUGUUAAUUGAAUCUUCAUAGUGAAUAUAAGGGAUCCUUGUAAAUUAUUUAUUCUCAGGUUUUGUUUAAGUUGCCUGUCAUGGCUCAGUGAACUAGCUUUGUUGGGGUAAAGAGUUAAGCCUGUCAUUCAUGAAUGAUCCAAGUAAACGUUAAUGAUAUGACAGAGAACAGUCAGACAGCUUGAAGAAGCCUGUUGGAUGGAUCACAUGGUAGUGGACUAUAAACAUUGUAUUAUUAAACGAGAGAAACCGAGACUUAAAGAAGACAUCUGUUCCUGAGGUAGCUUAGCACAAUAUGAGUUAGUGUUAAUGCUUAGGCCUGGAACAUACAGAUUGGUAAAAAAGCAUGUGCUUUUUAGCAUGUGAAGAGUGCUUUUUCCUGUAACCACAGAUAACCACUACGAGCCCCACAGAGUUUGGAUUAGAUGCAAAAGGAUUGUCAGGUCAGAAAAUGUGAUCUUCAUCCAGGUUUGAGAACUGGCAUCUUGCAUUUUAGAAAUUAAACACUAAGUGACAAGUUUUUGCAGAGCACUGCCACAUAAUGAACUGUUGUGGAAAAAUGUAUGUGCUCACUGCCUAAAAUGAAGGAUUCCUAGAUCCAGAUCACAAAACCAUUGUUUUAAUCAAGUGAAUUGUAGCUGAAACUUUGUAUAGAACAGUUAGUACAUACCAGCUUUCAUGAACAGAGCUUUGCUGGACCAUCAGUAAAAACUUUCCACAACCUGCAUGAGAACUUAAGAACUCUCUCAGAGGAGGCUAAAAGUUUAUCUAGUCCAGUAUCUUGUUUGCAACAGUGGUCAGGCAGAUGCUCAUAGGAUAUCCUCAAAGGGCAUGAAGGCAAAAUCUUCCCAUUGUUUGCUCCCUAGUGUCUGCCUUUGAACAUUCAGUGGUACAAUAGGUAAUUUUGGACUCUGGGCAAUGGGCUUCUGGGAAGAGGUUCUUUAGAUAGCAAUGUUUGUUACUUAUUUCAAAUGGUCUUACUGGUGGGACUCUUCAAAAAAAGCCAGACCUGUGUAAGGAGCUCCUUCUGCUCAUAUUGAUGAGUAGGGCUCUGGACUUCUGUCCCAAAAUACUACCCUGAAUGUACCUUGGCUAAUGCUUGUUGAUGCCCAACCCUUUAAAAAAGGCAGUCUCUGUUAUAGGCAACCACCUCAUGGCUGUAAUGCUGUAAGUUAACUAUGGGGUAAUAGUACUUCCUUUUGCCCACUCUACCACUUCAAUCAACUGUGUGAACUAGCUCAUAAAGAAAAUGUUAUUUCAGAGCUGCUUCUUGAGCCAAAAAAAGUCACAAUUAAAAGAUAUGUACUGGACUGCCAUCCACACAUUAUGUAGAGGAUUUCCUCUGGUUUAUGUGACUCAGAGCUUGGAAAAGUUAUUUUUUUAAACUACAACUCCCAUCAGCCCCAGCCAGCAUGGCCACUGGAUUGGCCUGAUGGGAGUUGUAGUUCAAAAAAAGUCUUCUAAGCUCUGCUCUUAACAGCCCAAUCCCUUACUUGGAUACUCAGAAGGAAAUCCCACUAAAUUCAGUGGAGCUUACUCAGGUUAAGCACACCUAAGAUUGCAGUCUUAAGAGUGAAACUUACUGAGUAAACAUAGUAAGUUCAGUCUAAUAAACACUUCCCAACUUAAAUUGUAACUGCUCUUAAGUGACUGAUUUAGUAAUUACAAUCCUAACUGUCCAAAAAUGAAGUUUUACUUCUGGAAGUAAAUUGCAAUGAACUAAAUUGGGCUUAUUUCUGAAUAUGUUCUUACCUUAUUGAAGAGAGGUUUCCCCCUUUUCUAAUGCAAUACUAGUUUUCCACAAAUACGUUCUUUUAUGUGGCAUGACAAUUUUGGAGCAAUCUGCGUUAUUGGAAACAUUGUAAAAUAUGCAUAACAGUACAGCAGACAUUAAAAUUGUAUAAAUGUGGAUUCUAAACCUGUACAUCUAACAGGACAUGCAAAAUUGUUUUCAGAAUGUAGGAAAUUUGAGAAAUGUUGCUCACAAUGUAUAUAUAAUUAUUGUUUUGUAAUUUAUUAUAUACUGUGUAUCCCCUGCUUUUCUCAGAGAAACUCGUCAGACUAGAUGAGUGUGUGAACACCUAAGCAUCCAGGUACCUUUCUUCCACUCUUACCAAGGAACCCCUGUACUGCACCAAGGAUUUUGCAGAUGACAUGUUCCAUAUGAGUCUAACCAUCAUGUGUCAUUAGGUGGGGACCCUAAACAGGCUAGUGCCUCCAAUAAGUGACCAGAAGUACUGGUUGUACUAAAUUGGUCCAUUUAAUGCCCUGAAGAGACAUUUCACAAACACAAUCCCUGUACAUGCUAGCAAUAUGAACCUAGACCAGGCAUCAAAUCAGGUAGCUUAUUUAUGUCAAGCACAGAUCUUUCUCAUUCUUGGAAGACUUUUACCUAAGCUGUCCAAAAUAAUAAGGAAAAAAACUCCCGCUAAACAUGAUGUAGGGUUGACUCCUGAUGCAGGUUCUAAUUCUAUCAUUCUCCUGUUCCUACAACAAAUUAGACACUUCUAUAGCUUAUGCCCCUAAGUGCUGGAGUAAGUAAAAAGACAUUCUUGCAUAGUCCCAGCUGUAGGAAGUAGUCAUGCAUUCCCUGCCUAUCAGUGACCCUGAAACAAAGCAAAUUGAGAGGCUGGCAUAACUAACAAAAGUAGCCAAUGUUUAAUGGACCAAAUGAGGUGCAACAAUUGCAGCUAUGGUUUGUACUUUGUAUCUACCCAAAUUGAAGCAGAUAGUUACUCCAGUGGAAGACUAUUUUAAAAACAAACAUACUGUACAUGUUAAAUCUGUCUUGUGAUUUUGGUGGCUCAUCCCAUAUUAACAUGAAUCUAGACAGUUAUUUGUGAAUAUUUUUAAUGUGCAGAACGCUGUUGAUUUUCUCCUGAGAUUAAAACAAUCACAAAUAACAUGUAAAUAAUUUAAAUUCCAUAUAAAUGAUGGUUAUCUGUAACAAACCAUUUCCCUUGUAUCAGAACUGCAUUUACACUUCCAGCAUCAAUAUCCCUUGUUGACAAGUAAACAAAAAAAGUAUUGAUAAGUUAUCACCAGAGAAAUUAUCUUCAUUCUGGCUGUGAACAAUGAAUUAUAAAUACAUAUUACUAUAUCUGAUAUUUAAUCUAGAGAAGCAGAGAGAAAUCCCAAUUCUCUUUUUGGGCAAACUCUAAAGCAUACUAACUCCCCAUACCUAAUCUUACCUACAUGCAUGUGGCUUCAUAAGGUUCUGUUUUUUGACUGCCAAUAGUCAUGGCCAAGUUGAAUGGGAAAUAGACAGCAACUGGAAAUCAAUGCAAUAUAAAAUGUCCUCUAACUGGUUUCUUUCUGCUUCUUCCCUCACUUGUUACAGCCACAGCAAAACUGCUACAAGAAAAAAACGUUAGUUCUUGUGGUUUAUAGCAUUCUGCAGACAGUUCAAUAAAGAUGACAGUAUAGAUAGUGACACUAGGAUGUUUGCCUCGGGAGUUUAAGGGAACAAUCCUAACCAGCUGAAAGCCUCCUGAGGGGCCUUGGGAAGCAGUGUAGUGCUGCUCCACCAGCAGACAGAGAUACCCCUGCAAACAACGCCAGAGAACGUGCCACUGGUAUACAAUGUUGCACCAGGGAAGCAGGGGAAAUGGAGAGUGUUUGUUUCCUCAACGAUAUGGUGGGACUUUACACCAGCUCCAGAACUGCUGUAGUUAAUUCUCCCCCACUGACUAUAACGGAAAGGAGGGGAAAAAUGUCCCUACUUGCUACCAGCAAAAUGGCAAGGCAACUGACAUGGCAGAGCAGCUGUAAGUGAACACUAGGGUUGCUUUACCCAGCUGCAAUCCUAUAUGCUUACCUGGAAAUAAGCCCUAUAGAAUUCAGUGGUGCUUACUUCUGAAUAGACAAAUAUAAUUGCAGUUAGUCAAACGUUUUUUAACUCAAGGGUUCAGUCACUAAAAUCCGUAACGGGCACAGUAGAGCGCUGCACUGUUGGUGUAACUGUGGGCAACUAGACGAGUAACAAAGCAGAUGUUUGUGUUACCUGUAUUUCGGUGUUUAAAGGCUAGCCAGUGAAUAAAUGUGACAUGCUGCCAUGAACAAAUUAAUUUGACUAGAAUUAUUCUGCUGUACCAGUGAUAAGUUUUGC